Messenger RNA from Corylus avellana, 1438 nucleotides. RefSeq lists its product as uncharacterized. The record is from RefSeq and is a predicted model, not a curated record. Lineage: Eukaryota; Viridiplantae; Streptophyta; Magnoliopsida; Fagales; Betulaceae.
AAAAACAGGUUCCUUGUCAGGACUCGGACCAUCUUUCUGACGACUGCUGAUAAGAAUAACAAAGCAAACCCAAAUUCAGCUUCAUUCAGUCUGCGGGGUUGUUGGCUUUAACAACUUCUCUCAUAUGGGUGCUCUGUUUUUCUCAUUAUUAAUAUGUAUAAUGCAUAUUAUAUAAGCUGUGGGGGAGUCAACGCAAAGAUAAGCUGCUUUUGCUCAACACUUGAUCCAAGAAAUCACUUCAUUUAAUUUCCUUUAUUCUUCACAAAUCCCCACUUCAAAUUCUCAGGCUGCUUGAUUUGUUUGCCUCUGCAUUCCUAACUUUGGUUUAAAAGGGAUGUUGAUAAGAAUUACAGUGAUUGUGUUAAUUGGGGUUGUGGCAUGGGGAUAUCAAGCCACCCGCCCUCCACCACCCAGCGUUUGUGGCUCCCCUGGUGGUCCGCCUGUGACAGCACCUAGAGUAAAGCUCAGGGAUGGAAGGCAUCUGGCCUACAAGGAGCAUGGAGUGCCUAAAGAAGUGGCUAACUAUAAGAUUAUCUUUAUUCACGGCUUUGGCUCUUGUAGACAUGAUGCAAUGAUUACAGCAAACCGAACUCCAGAGCUUGUUGAAGAACUAGGACUCUACAUUGUAUCGUUUGACAGACCAGGUUAUGGAGAAAGUGAUCCAGAUCCGAAACGAUCGGCGAAAAGUUUGGCUUUGGAUAUAGAAGAGCUAGCUGAUCAGUUGGGACUUGGAUCCAAAUUUUAUGUAAUUGGGUAUUCUAUGGGUGGUCAGGUGGUUUGGGGCUGCCUCAAGUAUAUUCCUCAUAGGCUAGCAGGAGCAACAUUAAUAGCUCCGGUUGUCAACUAUUGGUGGCAAGGAUUGCCUGCAAACUUGUCUUCAGACGCCUACUACAAACAACCACCUCAGGACCAGUGGAGCCUUGGCGUUGCUCACUAUGUCUCAUGGCUAACCUACUGGUGGAACACUCAGAAGUGGUUUCCUCCAGCCAGUGUUGUAGACAAUAAGCCUGACCAUAUCUUCUCUCGCCAAGAUCUACAAUUCAUUUCCCAGGUUGCUGGGAGAGAGAUGCACCACCAGGCACAAGUGAAGCAGCAAGGAGAGUUUGAGUCCAUCCAUCGUGACCUGAUGGUUGGAUUUGGGAGUUGGAAAUUCAGUCCGGUGGAUCUUGAGAACCCUUUUCCAAAUAAUGAAGGCUCAGUUCAUGUAUGGCAAGGCGAUGAAGAUAAGCUUGUGCCAGUUAUGCUGCAACGCUAUAUUACCAAAAAGCUUUCAUGGAUUCAAUACCAUGAGUUACCAGGUGCUGGACACUUAUUUCCACUCGCUGUUGGGAUGAGCGAAGCUAUUACAAAGGCACUUCUACUUGCCCACAACUAACCUUUUUUCCUCUCUUUUUUUUUUUUUAAUUUUUUUAUUUUUUUUAUUUUCACCCUGUAUGUC